Molecule: messenger RNA, 744 nt
Organism: Cyphellophora attinorum
Lineage: Eukaryota; Fungi; Ascomycota; Eurotiomycetes; Chaetothyriales; Cyphellophoraceae
Product: Chaperone protein DnaJ
Exons: 1
Coding region: 1-744 (247 amino acids)
Source: RefSeq, a predicted model, not a curated record
AUGGGCGUCGACCCUUCGAUCUCGCAACCUGACCUGAAGAAGCGCUUCUACGUCCUCUCCAAGGAACACCACCCAGACCUACACCCAGACAACAAGCAGGCCGUCCAAAAAUUUCAAGAGAUCUCCGAGUCUUACUCAGUCCUAAGCAAUCCCGAGAAACGGAAGCGCUACGACCGCGAUCACCUGCUCCGCUUCCGCCAACAACAAGACUACGGCGAACAAACACGGGGCGGAACGUAUGCAGGAAGUCGCGCACCGACUGGCUUGAGUCGAAGAAGAUCUGCAUUUCGUGGUCCUCCUCCCAGCUAUUUCCGGAAUGGCCAAGGUGGGAGCUAUGAUCCCAACGUGAACCCUCAUGCCCGUCAGUCGAGUGCAUCGUCAUCCGCAUCGUCCGCGAACACGGGCUACGACUACCAUCCGGGCGGAUAUGCGCCUCCUGGCACAGCGUCGGCGGACUUUGACUCCGCGCCAGUGUACAAGACGCAGUCACAAGAGGACGUGAGAAGGAAUGCGAGGCGCGCGGCUGCCCUGGCGGAAGCGCAGGAGGCUGCAGAGCAAGAGGGUGAUUUCUGGGCGAGAUUUGUCAUGGUCAGUCUGGUGUUGGUUGCGGCAGUGACAAUCGGAAGUCUAUUCGUGGGCAGUAAUCAUGGACCAGUGGGUAAAGGCAAUAGCGGCGGACUGGUGAGGGGAGACGGUACGCGGAGGGACACUGCUGGUGGACGAAAGACGGAGGCGAAGCAGUAA